Messenger RNA from Tilletiopsis washingtonensis, 1952 nucleotides. Its product is annotated as chromate transporter. The coding region runs from base 136 to 1524 and encodes 462 amino acids. The transcript is spliced from 8 exons. Gene Ontology annotation, biological process: chromate transport. Lineage: Eukaryota; Fungi; Basidiomycota; Exobasidiomycetes; Entylomatales. The record is from RefSeq and is a predicted model, not a curated record. Gene Ontology annotation, molecular function: chromate transmembrane transporter activity.
CAGCCGUGUCCCUGGGGGCGUUGAGUGGGGACAGCGUGUGCUCCACCAGCCGCAGGCAGCCCUCUUCCUGCCACCAUCCUCAAGCACCCGAGGCGCUCAGGCAGGCUCGAGCCAGCGCCCUUCCAGCCGCCAGCGAUGCCCCUUCCGCAGACGCGCGAUGCGCCGCAGCUGCGGCUGCAGCAGCGCAGCCUGACGGCACGCGUCGCCGAGACGCUGCGCCACUUCGCGCCGCUCGGCUUCAUCUCCUUUGGCGGGCCGGGCGUGCACGUCGUGCUGCUGCGGCGCCGCUUCGUCGAUGAGCUCAAGUGGGUCUCGUCGGCGACGUUCAACGACCUGCUCUCCCUCGGCAAUGCGCUGCCCGGUCCUGGCUCGACCCAGCUGGCGUUCAGCAUUGCCCUCGUGCGCAACGGCACCGUGGCGGGUCUGCUGGCCUUUUGCCUCUGGUCCUUUCCCGCCGCGAUCGGCAUGACUGCGCUCGCGGCCGGCGUGCGCUCGCUGCCCGAGUCGCUGCCGCCCUCUGUGCUCUCGACGCUCUCGGGCGUCAAUGCUGCGGCGGUGGGCAUGAUCGCGCUGGCCGCGUACCAGCUCGCACUCAGCAGCAUCACCGACGGCGCCACACAGCUCGUAUUUCUCGGCACGGCCGCGCUGAGCCUGCUGCACAGCGCCAGCUGGGUGUAUCCCGCCUGCGUGCUCAGCGGCGGCCUCCUCCUGUUGCUGUGGGACUACCGCGGUGCCGUCUUGAGCUCCAGCGCCGCCGAGCAGCAGCCGCUGUUGUCCGCUGCCCACGGCUCGCUCGAAGAGCAGGCCGAGGCGGCCGAGGAAGAGGAGCACCUCAUGACGCUGCCGCCCAAGUGGGGCCUGGCGCUCGUGGCCGUCUUCGUCGCCAGCGUGCUGGCCGUCGCCGUCGUGCGCAGCCGGCCCAUGGGCGUGCUCGCCGAGGUCUUCACGAGCAUGUUCACGGCCGGCACGAUCAUCUUUGGCGGAGGGCCCGUCGUCAUUCCGCUGCUGCGCGGCUACAUGGUCUCCACCUCUCUCGUCUCCUCGCGCGACUUUCUCCUCGGCUUUGCGCUGCUGCAGUCCUUCCCCGGCCCCAACUUUGCCUUUUCCUGCUUUCUCGGCGGGCUCGCCAUCUCGGCGCGCCUCGGCAGCGCCUGCCUGCCGCUCGGCAGUGCGCUGGCGUUCGUCGGCAUCUUCUACCCGGGCAUCCUGCUCAAGCUGGCGCUGCUGCCGGCGUACAAGAGCUGGAAGUCGCUGCGCGCCGUCAAGAGCAUGCUGCGCGGCCUGGCGCCGGCGGCGUCCGGCCUCGUGCUCGCGGCUGUGUGGCAGCUUUUCCAAGUCGGCAACCUGCACGCCUCGCCCGGCGGCCACACCGAGUCCGGCUCGCUGGCCAGCCACCCGUUCUGGCCCAUCGUGGCGGCGUUCGCCUUUGUGCUCGUCAAGGACUGGCGCAUGCCGCCGUGGCUCGUCGUGGCGCUCGGCGCCGCGGCGGGCGCGCUCAAGUGGAAGGUGCAGCAGCUCGCAUGAGAGGUGACGACGCCCGAGGUGCAGAUGCGGCGCGGUGGCGGUGACGCCCCCCAGCUGGAUAGUUGCAAGGAGACGGCAAGGAGACGGGAGAAGCAAUCUAGACGCUCAGUGGCAGCGGAAGAGGAGGCCAGGGGGAGAGGAGGGCGCAUCACGUGCACGGCACGCGAGGAGCGCCGCUUGACAGAUGCAGGCACACGGCCGAAGCGCGCGCGGCGGCGGCAGAACAACACCGCCGCCGCCGCCGCCUCGGGCUCCUUUCAGCGCCCGCUGCACGCACGCCCGCAGCCUGCGCCAUGAGCCUAUCCUGCGUCUGCAGCAGCUGCAGCACCGCCAGCGGCUCCUUCUGCGUCUCUUCUCAGCUCACACAACAGCCGAGCUGAGCUUGCUUUGAUGUUUGUACGGGAGGGGAAGCCACACGGCACAAGGCA